GACGGAAAGUGGAGAGGAAGAGAGAACGGGAGAGCCAGAGUUGGAGAGAAAGAAGGGGGAAAAAAGAAGCUCCACUCGGGUUUGCCAGUGGUCGUGCACAGUCUUCCAACAUUUACUCGGUCCUCUUGUUUUUUUUGUUUUUUUUUCCUCCUUUUCUUCUUCUUCUCCUCCGUCCGCACCCCCCUUGUCAGCUCUUCUUCUCUCUCUCUCUGUGACUCUUUUGCAGAUCAGAAUACAACCAAUACCAUGUGCAGUUUUGCCAACCAAUCUUUUUUUUGUUGUUGGUAUUCAUCGAAAUAUUUUUCUCUCCACGUCUUUGUGAACAAAGAAGAAUGUUUUGAUUUUUGAUCCUUUUUUUUCUGCCUCACGUAUUUUAACUUAAUUUUUACACAUCAGAGUCUAUUUUAUCUUAAUGGCUGACAUAGAGAGCUUGCUAAACUUUUCUGCACUCUCCUUCUGAUGUGCACUUGAGCAGCACCUUUUCCGCUCUUCACUCUUGCUCCAGUACCUCUUGUGUUCCUGUGCUGGUAUUGCACUGUGCCUCUUUUUUGGCCUGUCUCCUCUUUCUCAGAUUUCCCCCCCCUGCUGCUUUUAUUGGACAGUUUCUCAGCUUCUGUUUUUGCUUUUUUUUUUCUUCUUCCACAGUCUUUUGUUUUGUAAUAUUCACAGCAAUACUCCAGCGCUCAACAAUCCAGUCACUUCACUGGUUCUGGUUCUGCAUUUUAAGUUUACCCACAAUCGAUGGAGUGAAUUUAUGAUGAAAGAGCGAAAUGGAUGAAUUCCACCCCUUCAUCGAGGCCCUUCUGCCCCACGUCCGCGCCUUCGCCUACACCUGGUUCAACCUGCAGGCCCGCAAGCGCAAGUACUUCAAGAAGCACGAGAAGCGCAUGUCCAAGGAGGAAGAGCGUGCGGUGAAAGAUGAGCUACUCGGGGAGAAGCCAGAGAUUAAGCAGAAGUGGGCCUCGCGCCUGCUGGCCAAGCUCCGCAAGGACAUCCGGCCCGAGUUCCGCGAGGACUUUGUGCUCACCAUCACAGGCAAAAAGCCCCCGUGCUGCGUGCUGUCCAACCCUGACCAGAAGGGCAAGAUUCGUCGCAUCGACUGCCUGCGCCAGGCCGACAAGGUGUGGCGGCUGGACCUGGUGAUGGUCAUCCUGUUCAAGGGCAGUCCCCUAGAGAGCACGGACGGAGAGCGGCUCGUCAAGUCCCCACAGUGCACCAACCCUGGCCUGUGUGUCCAGCCACACCACAUCGGAGUGUCUGUCAAGGAGCUGGACCUUUACCUUGCCUACUUUGUCCACACGCCAGAAUCUGGACAAUCAGACAGCUCCAGCCAACAGGGAGACACAGACAUCAAACCACCACCCAAUGGACACCUGAGUUUCCAGGACUGCUUCGUCACCUCAGGAGUGUGGAAUGUGGCAGAGCUAGUCAGAGUGUCACAGACUCCUGUAGCCACGGCGUCAGGGCCCAACUUCUCACUGGCUGAGCUGGACAGCAGCCCCAGCUACUACAACAUUAACCAGGUGGCUCUGGGUCGGCGCUCACUCACCUCCCCUCCUUCCACCAGGUCUGAGGUGGAGUUGUACGCAAAUCUUCCACGGAGCUCCACCAAGAGGAAGUCCUUAGAUGACAGUGAGUUGGAGAGCCCAACGGAUGAUGUUUUUUAUCCUGGACGUUCACCUGCUGCCAGCUCUUCCCAGUCCAGUGCGUGGCCUAAUGACAUGGAUGCAGUGCAGCACCAUUUGGCGAGUGUGCAGGAGAGGAAGAUAAAACAUGAAAACGAUGGCGUGCAGUUUCCUUACCAUGGACUGUCCUCGCCUGGUUCACUUAAGAAGCCGGGGAAGUUUGAUUUCAACGCCCUGACUUCCCAGACGAGGUCCCCCCGCAUGGCGUUCACACACCACCCGCUGCCUGUGCUGGCAGGAGUGAGACCAGGGAGCCCUCGUGCCUCAGCUUCAGCCCUGCAUUUCCCUUCCUCCUCUAUCAUCCAGCAGUCCAGCCCAUACUUCACCCAUCCUACCAUACGCUACCAUCACCAGGACCCACUUAAGGAUUUUGUGCAGUUUGUGUGCACAGAUGGCACAGGACAGCCCAGUGCACAGCCAAAUGGAGGUGGCCAGAGCAAAAUGCCGGGCUCCUUCCUGCUGCCCCCGCCACCCCCGGUGGCGCGCCCUGUGCCCCUCCCUAUGCCCGACUCUAAAACCAUCAGCACGCCCACUGACGGUGGACUCAGCUCACCCGCAUCGCCGUCAUACUCCACGCCAGGCUCCACAGCUCCCAACCGGUUUGUCGGCAUCGGAACACGGGACAACUUUCUGAAUAUCCCCCAGCAGACUCAGUCCUGGUUCCUCUGACAAGGCCUCUCUGAAGCAACAGCUAAACGUGUGUCAUGAAAAUUGGAAAUCUGAAAAACAAAAACGCAUCACCGCUGAUAAAGAACAAACUGCUGACACUAAAAAGGUCUUUCUCGCCAAACACUAUUGAAAGUACUACUACAGAAAACGGAAAAACCCCACAGCGCCCCAAGAGGACUCCCACUCCAACACGAUUCGAAUAGGACUGUGUGUCCCCUUUUCAUGGAGGAGGCUCCAAUGAGAUUGGACGGACAGACUCAGAAUGCAGGGAAGAGGAAGAGGAGGAACUGUCUCACAAACACUUUGAAAUGGCAGAAAGGAAACACAAUGUAAAAACCUGACAAAUGACCAAUUUAACAUUUGUUUAUCUUUCUUUUAUAUACAUAUAUUAUAUAUUUCUUUUACAUUUUGUUGUCUCCACAAUGAAACUCCAUGCAUUGGCUGGGAGAUCCAAAAAUAAAAAAUAAAAAAUGAACGUAAUGACAAACGGCGGAGUCAGAUGUGCAAGUUGAAAAGAUCACUACCCACAUUUCAUACGUGCAUAUCCACAUUUCAUGGAUAUGCACGUUUCAUGGAUAUGAAACGUGCAUAUCCAUGUAUGCACAUCUCUCCCGCAGCGUCACGGUCCCACUUUCCACCCACUGCCCCACAUAACGCCAUCACAGCUGGAGCUCAAGAGUUAACCACGGCCUCAUACCUCUGUGUCAGCACACUCUGCCGCUCCACUCACUCAGCCCUGAGCCCCUUUCAUUUCCGAUUGGCCAAUCAUGGUGACACCAUCUGAUGGUGUGACAUAUAUGCACUAAGUGGCUGGUCUUUGUUUACCUGUCGAAGAAUCAGGGCGUCCUGCUAGUAGGAGAAGUGAAAGUCAUGAGGCGAGUGCAAGAAAGUGAACACACGACAGACAGUCAUAACACUAACUCUACAUGUGCUCUUUCGUCCCCUCACCUAUGCACUAUUAAUUCAUUUUCAAUAAGGGAUGAAUCAUGUUGCACAUCAGUGGUCAGAUGAGUGAUUGGAGGAGAGGACCGAGGUUGACUGUCACCGUAGGGAUGAAGCUCUGUUAACGUCUUGGCCCCUAAACAUGACACAUUCUCAGUCACAAGCAUGCACACAAGCACCCUAUUAUCCAUCAACAGCAGUGCGUGCACAGCUUCAGUUUAUUAGCUUUAAUUUUGUUUUUCUUGCAAUUUCUUUCAGAUUUGGUUUUGGGUUUGUAUCACCUGGAUUGUUUUGCACCUUCUCUUGCAUGUCAUGCCACCAUGCGUUUCUGUAGUUUGCAGUUAUUCAUUAAGUAGCACAUUCAGACUUUAGCAGCAGUUUCUCAAACUUCUCACAAAUGGACAGCACAGUGGCAACAGCUCAUCACAUGCAUCCCUUGCAUUGCUUCAUGCUGCAUCCCAGUCACAUCAACAUCCAGAAAACACACACACACACACACACAUACAUAUACAAAAUGCACACUAAAACCACCGGCAACCUGAAUAAAAGGGAAGCCUUUUAAACUUGGUUCUCCAAACCGCCUUUGUUAAUGGUUUUUCAUUCAUUUAAAGGUUGUCUUUUUAAUUUGAACUAUUUUUAUGUAAAUGUUCACAUUAGAAUCGCUGUUAUUUUCAUCAUGACACAAUCCAACUCACAAAAGCUGACCUCACAAAAUAACUGGACUGCCGGGCUAUUGGUUCUGUUUUGCAGGGAUAGUAAACCGGGCUGUGAGAGGACUUUCUGGGUCUCUAUAGAAACAUUAGCUCUAUGUACAGCAAGUCUACGACAAUAUAUGGAAGUGCCUCUGUAUUCCCUCCAUGCAAUUAGUAAUUAACUUGACUUCAGGUUCUAUUCCCGUAUAUAAGCUAAGGCUACAGGGAACGUUGGUGUUGGUGCAUGUGGAAAUCUUUGGCCCAGGACGGAUGUUCAUAGAGGACUGCAACCAUUUUUUUUUUCUUAUAAAGACAGAGAGAUAAUAUACAUAUAUAUUUAUGAUGAAUGCUUCUUUUCCACUUUUACUCCUCAAGCUUGUUGGCAGUCUAGUUAUUUUCUGAACUCUUACCCCCCCACACACACAAUCCGUUUCAGUAAGAUCGCCUUGCUGUUUCGAAUCAAAACGACACACACCAUCGCCAUCUGCAUUAUAAUACCUAGAUGAUCAUGUUAAAAAAAAAAGAAUCGACCUUAGGUUUGAAGAAAAGUGUUUGUUUUUGAUGGAAAGUAUUAUUAUUGAAAAUAAUGUGUCGAUUGAGCCACGUGCAAUGCAUUGGGUAGAUCAUUGUGUUUGUCUGUUAGAGAUUUUUAAGAAAGCUACGAGAAAAGAGAAAAAAAAAAUUGUAUUUGUUUCAAGUCCGUAAGCUCCGGGACUCUAAACUAGAGGGCCAUGAAAAAUCCUAGUCUUUGUAAGUUGGGGGGUAUUUGUUUUUAUUUCUUUUGUCUCUUUUUUAAAAUGUUUUAUGUGUAAUCAUUUGUUUAUAAAAAUGUGGGAGGGCUGAAGGAAAAAAAAAUAAUCUACACAGCUUCAAAACAGAAUCUAUCAAAUGAAAACUGGUGCUUUAACACUAUAAAUCCAGAUUCCUUUUCAGAACUAUUAUAAAUGAACAAAAGUAACAGACCAUUUAGGAAACAGCAUUAUUCCUCUCUCUUUGUAUUCUUCUCUUUGUAUCUAGUAUGGGGAGAGGUUCCUGUUCCUUAAGGUUGUGACACAAAAGGCAUUCUGGUUCAACCUUUCGAAAGAAGCAAACCCUAAACAGAAAACUUAGCCAUGCACUGCCUGAAACUCACCAGCAAAAGCGAAACAACCCUCCCAGUUUCAUUCUCUUUUUUUUCCCCACACAAAACAUUGGCAUAAACAGCUGAAAUUAUUCUCUUCCUCCUGAUGCUUCACAUCCAUAAUCCUCGUUUUUUUUUUUUUCUUCAACCUUUUCUUGAAUCCAGAGUUGGAAUUGGAGUUCUGGUGCUGAUGUGGAUACUGAACGUCUGUACAGAUAACAUAAAGAGAAAGGGGGCAUAAUAGCAUCUAAUCAGGCAGAAAUAAGAGGUCUGAGCCAUUUAUAUAGCAGUCAGCAAGGUGAGCCUCUCCCCCUUCCUUUCCACUCCCUCCUUUGUAAAUGAUGACUCUUAUAGUGCUUGUGCCGUAGUGUAUAGUUUCCCAGCUGUAAAGGUUGUCCCUUGAAAGUGCCUUUUGUUCACAGACUCCAUUUUGUAAUUCAAAAUGCCCCUUUUUUUGUUUUGUUUUGUUUUUUGGAAAUGGCUUUAGGUUGCAGGUUGCCCCUGAGUGUCACAAGGCGGCAAAAGAUUGCUGCCCAAUCAGCGCUCAGGGAAAGCUCCUUCCUCUGGCUGUAAAAUGAAUCCCCUCUUCAAUGUUCCUCCCCUCUAAUCCUUACUUCAUUUUCAAAGCUGUGUAUCUAUAUGUUUAUAAUAUAUAUAUAGAUAUGCGCCUUUGUAAAGUACAAAAGAAAACUGGUGUGAAUUAGUUCUUUACUUUUUAUUGAUAAAUGAUGAAAAAAAAAAAAUUCAAAUAGGCAAAAAAAAAAAAAAAACUUGUUCUUGUUCAACUCUUGCUUUCGUUUUCUUUUCCUCCGUCUCCACUGUCUGUUUUCUCUUAGGCACUGGAGUAGUCUGUAACUGUGUCCGUCACUCUCCGUCUCUCUCGCGCGCGCUCUGUCCCGCCCUCUCCGCUGUGGCGAGGGUAAAAAUAGAAGAAGAAAAAAAAAGAAAAAAACGAGAAAAAAAUAUUUGCAGAGGAACUUUUUGUCUGAGCAGAAUGCAGUUAGCUCACAUGUUAUUCUUGUCUGUAUGCUUCACAUUGUAUUACCAUACCCAUCUUCUUCAGCUUCUCCAUUCAGCAGCUAAUGUAAGUGAACAAAUUACACUGAUGGGCUGUUGGGGGUGUCCUUGGGUGGGUUCAGGAGGUACGGCAGAGUUUAAGGGUGUGUGCGCAAGAGAAGAGAGAGGUUUACAAAGAAGACUGAUGGAGUCGACAGGGCUGAAUGAACUGCUAUGGCAAUGUUGGUUAGGGGCUGCUCAGGCUAGGAUAGGAGUUUGAGCUUUUGUUUUGGCUAUUUAUAUUAUGGCUUUGUUCUAUACCCCCUUUUUGUUCCCUUUUAAUUAGGAAUUCUUUUUUUUUUCAUAUUUGCUAUCAGGGUAUGCUGUCAUUUAGGCUUCCUAUGAGGAAGCUUCGACCUGUAAAAUUAAAGCUACAAGCACCUUAUAACCGGAAAUGUCCCACAUGAGGCUGAAAGGGGUGGUUUUAUUUCCUUGGUUAAAAUCUCAUAUCAAUUCCAACCACACUUUUCAAAGAAAGGUAUUGUCGUUUACGGCAGGUUCCACACUGUGAAACCCUCAGCAGUAUUAGCCACCUAUCACGCAACAACCAGAUCGCUAAAAACGCCACCAAGAACCUGAUCUAUCCGCUUUGAGAGGAUUCAGGGAAGUCCCUCCCCGUUUCACCUCUGCCCACCUCAUGCCGGACUGCUCCGUCUUUUUGUUUUGUUGUUUAUUUUGGUCUUCUGAUCUUUUUAAUGUGUAUGGUUACUGGUGAAAUAGGCAGCCCCCACCCCCAUCUCCAGUGCCCCCCCCAGAUCCCUUGAUUCCCAGCUCUUCUGCACCCCUGUUAGUAUCCUCAGUGCAGCCCCACUUCUUUGUAAGAACACCCCCAGAGCUCUAGGUGAAAUGCAUGUGUUAAUUACAGUUUCUUUUCCAUAAGAAGAAAAACACAGUUUGAGAAGAGCAGCACCUGAUUGAAUAAAAAGGAUGUUCUUGACUGUACCA
This is a messenger RNA of Poecilia reticulata (guppy), 7109 nucleotides long. It is a transcript of the gene nfixa, whose product is annotated as nuclear factor I/Xa. Gene Ontology annotation, molecular function: RNA polymerase II cis-regulatory region sequence-specific DNA binding; DNA-binding transcription factor activity, RNA polymerase II-specific. Gene Ontology annotation, cellular component: nucleus. NCBI's taxonomy places the organism in Eukaryota, Metazoa, Chordata, Actinopteri, Cyprinodontiformes, Poeciliidae. Gene Ontology annotation, biological process: regulation of transcription by RNA polymerase II. The record is from RefSeq and is a predicted model, not a curated record.